This is a messenger RNA of Gossypium raimondii (Peruvian cotton), 1472 nucleotides long. RefSeq names its product B3 domain-containing protein Os01g0234100. The coding region runs from base 56 to 1231 and encodes 391 amino acids. The record is from RefSeq and is a predicted model, not a curated record. NCBI's taxonomy places the organism in Eukaryota, Viridiplantae, Streptophyta, Magnoliopsida, Malvales, Malvaceae. The transcript has 6 exons. Gene Ontology annotation, molecular function: DNA binding.
AAGAAAAAGGAAAAGAGAGAUUGUUUUGUUUGUUUUUUGGGGGGCAUAUUGAUGGAUGAUGAUGAAUACCAACAUGAAAAUCAAGAUUGAAGAAGAAGAAGAAGAACUAUUUGAUGAUGAAGGAAAUGACCGUCUCCCCAUUUCUCAACUUUUCCAGCUCCUUCAACAACGCCAAUCCAUUUCCAUGCAGGAAAAUAUUCGUGAUUGUCGACAGAAAGCUUCCAGGAAGAGACCUAGGGAUAAGAACUAUAAUGAUCAUGUUGUUAAGGGUACCAAAAGGGUAUCAGAACAAGAUUUUGCAAAAUCCCCUGUAAUAGAGAGAGCAGAACAGGUUCAAGCUAAUCUUUCAGCUGAAUUCCCUAGCUUCUUUAAGAUCAUGAUCCCAUCAGUGGUUUGCCGUGGGUUUUGGAUGUCAUUACCUAAGGAAUUUUGCCAACUGAAUCUGCCUAAUCAUGAUGCUACUGUGAUCUUGGUUGGUGAAACUGGAAAAGAAUACAGAAUCAAUUUUCUUGUUCAAAGGAAGGCUUUGAGUGGUGGGUGGAAAAAGUUUUCCAAAGAACAUGGUUUACUUGUUGGGGAUGCUUUAGUUUUCCAUUUGAUCAGGCCUUCCAAGUUUAAGGUAUAUAUUGUGAGAAUGAAUGGCUUAGAUGAAAUAGAUGCAGCUCUUGGCCUACUCAGAUUACAAAGCAGUGCAAAUCAGACAGGCAUUUAUGCUGCAGGAAAGAACAAUUCAAGGCCUUUUUGCAAUGAUAUAAAUCAAUAUGAAGUCCAUAAGUAUGGCAGGUCUUUUCUUAGGGCCCAAGAAAACCAGUCAGAGAAUGGCACUUUGGAUGUUGGCUCCAGUAAAGUGGAAGGCAUUAGGUUUACUAAGACUGUUAGCAUUGCAGAUGCCAUUAGAGCUUCCGAGAUUUCCACCCUGCGAUCUGGUUUCGUGCCGUGGGACAACGCUUUGAACAGCUUCGAUUUUCUAGGAACCGAUGUUGGUUCUUUACACAAAAGGGUACGCCAUGUACUUAGCCAUACUUUUGAAUCAAAACCGGAACUGAAAUUGAAGUACAAGGAAGCCAAACUCGAGAGAGCUUAUGCAGAACAAGAAACAAAGUCUCUCGAAUCGGAUCUUUCGGGGAAAAAAGAGGAAAUGCAAAGGCUGGAUGCUGAAAUAGAUGCUUUGACAGUGAAUGCCAAGAGAUAUGAACUAAUGUUUGAAGCAGCUGCUAAUGCUCCAUGGUGAUUGACUGUUGAGAAACAUUUUACUCUCUAUAUAUUGCAUACCAUUAAUGCUUUAGCUAUAUACCAAUGCUACACCUCAACCAUUCAUCAUUCUAUAGGAAAAUAUUAACUGGCACUUGCUUUUUCUUUGUUUCUUUGAACUAAAUAUUAUAUAGUUUAGGAAUUUUAGGUGAUUAAUGCAUAAGAGAUACUUCAAAGUUCUGGGAAAUUUUGACAGUUCUUGAAAUCAUAUUCAUAGUCUA